AUGGAAGAAAAUUCUAAAAAGCCUACGCGACAAAAAAGCAAUAAAGAAGCAAUUCUGAAGGCGUUGUGCCAAGGACUGUUUCACAACACAGCGCGAAAGUAAGGAAGAUCUUACUCUAUAUAUGCCAUCGAGUGGCAGCAUUCUCUCUUGGACGAUUGAAAUCGUUUGGCGUUAGACACAGUAAAAUAAUAAUGUAUGGGGCGUCUCCUUCGCAAUUUGGCAACCUCCUCUCAGCUGCAAGUAAGGAUGACGAGCCCCCGCUUUCUUACUCAACCGAUACUGCAGGAAUGAAAGCCACGUGUACAGUAGUAUACACUAUUUCACCAACACCCACCCAUUUUUUAUGGAAUGUUAAUUUCUGUUAUCCAGGGGUGCUGGUAAUAGUUUUCGAACAAUGGAUGGACAUGGGACUACGGUGUUUAUUCAUCCUUCGUCAGCGGUAAGACCACAGUAUACAAUUUCUUACCACAUACCAUACCAUACCAUACCAUAUCAUACCAUAUCAUACCAUAUAUCGUAUGUCAUACCAUACCAUUCCACAUCAUAUCAUAUAUCGUGUACCAUACCAUAUCAUACCACAUCAUCAUCAUAUGUCAUACCAUAAGAAAGCUUCGGAUUAAUAGGGAUGCAACUACCUCAAAAAUACAAGGAGAACUUCUGGCACAAACCUUUUAAGAUAUACCAUACUAUUAGUAUACCAUACCAUAUCAUACCAUACCAUACCAUACCAUACCAUACUAUGCCAUACCAUAUCAUAUCAUAUCAUAUAUAAUAUCAUACCAUACCAGUAACCAUACCAUACCAUAUCUUACGACAACAUAUCAUACCAUACCAUACCUGACCACAUCUUCCCAUACCUUAUUAUACCUUACCUUGCCGUUUAAAGAUGUUUGGUGAAGAAGCUGAUUUUGACUGGAUUUUAUUUCAUGACGUAAUUUGGACAUCCAAGAUUUAUGUUAAGACGGUGUGCCCGGUAAGGUUCCUUUUAUUUUGUCGUGACGUUCUGGUCCUGAUAGAGCUCAGUGGGUAUAACCUGUCGUUUAUUUGACAAAGAUUGUAAAAUAAAAUAAAAUGAAAUAAAAUAAAAAUAAUUUAGGUUUCCUCCUGUAGUAACACUGGAUCAAUAAGAGAUGAUCCUUGCUGGACCUCAAGGAAGAACAGUUUAGAACUGAUAGAGCUAUCCAGUAUAAAUAAAGUUAGUUUAGUUUAGAUUUCACUGGAAAAAAUUUUGAAAAUCAAUAGAAGGUCAUAAAAUGGAAAUUGUAUGGACCUUUAUUGGAAAUAGAAUGGAUUUUGGUUAUCCAUAAUAAUUGUAUAUUUCCAUAGUAUGGAUAUAGUAUGGAAAUAGGAUGGAUAUAAUAUCGAUUAAGUGGUGCAAUUGCAAAUUUCGUAGUGUGGAUUUCACUUUUUUUCCCAGUGUUUCCUCCUGUAGUAACACUGGUUCAAUAAGAGAUGAUCCGUAAUGGACCUCUAGGGAGAACAGUUUAGAACUGAUAGAGCUUAUAUCCAGUAUAAAUAAAAUUAGUUUAGUUUAGGUUUCCUCUAUUUCUUUUAUUUAUAAACUUUUGUCUGAAAAUCUAGAUCAAUUACGAAAGAAUACAUGACUUGCUUCCUCGUAUUCACGAAGCCAGUAACCUCAGCCUUGCGGGCAAUCGUUCUGUGCAGGCUAAAAAUGACGGCAGUUGCCAUGGAAACGAAGCUGAACAAAACGGUAGGUAACAACGGCCAGAAGUGGCUUCGCUCAAAAGAAGUGUUUGAAUCUUUGUACACGGGCGCCCCACGUUUGAGAAUCUUUCCAGGUGGUUGAGCGACAAACGACGGCAGCAUCAAAAUUAACAUAUUUCAUACCUGACUCUUUAUCCUAAUAUUUGUACAGGUUUAAUAAUGAUCUCGUUAUAGACAAGUAAAAACGUUUGUUAAUCGACAAGCAAAGGCUUGUGAAUUUGACACCAUUUACAUUUUAAGGGCCCACAGUAUUUGGUUUUUUACUGUUGUGGUGACCCUGCCACUCUUUGUGUGGUAAAGUUAUAAUAUAAUAUAAUAUAAUAUAAUAUAAUAUAAUAUAAUAUAAUAUAAUAUAAUAUAAUAUAAUAUAAUAUAAUAUAAUAUAAUAUAAUAUAAUAUAAUAUAAUAUAAUAUAAUAUAAUAUAAUAUAAUAUAAUAUAAUAUAAUAUAAUAUAAUAUAAUAUAAUAUAAUAUAAUAUAAUAUAAUAUAAUAUAAUAUAAUAUAAUAUAAUAUAAUAUAAUAUAAUAUAAUAUAAUAUAAUAUAAUAUAAUAUAAUAUAAUAUUUAACAAAUAUAAAACAUUUUCCGUGUUGAUAUACAGUUAUAUCAACACGAGUGGAAAUUGGGAAAACGAGAAAUUGUGUGGAAACACGACGCCCGAAGGGCGGAGUGUUUUCACACAAUUUCUCGUUUUCCCAAUUUCCACUCGUGUUGAUAUAACUGUAUAUCAACACGGAAAAAAUGUUUUAUAUUUGUUUUAUAAUAUAGCAAUGUCAAAAGCCCGAAGAAUAAGAAAAAAUUCCGUGUUUACAAGCGGCGGAAAAUUUCCCGUGUUGACAUGGAGUUAUAUCAACACGGCUCUUAGCCAAUCAGCGUUCACAAUUUACAAAUGCUAUAUUAUAAAAUAUAAUAUAAUAUAAUAUAAUAUAAUAUACAAUUUUCGACAAGUUGAUGAUGAAAUAAAAUAGUAGAAAAGGUUUUGAUAUGUAUAACAAGUUUUCACGCUCCGUAUACACGCCAAAAUUUAGAAAAAUGUAUGAGAUAUAUUUUCACGUAGUUCAGACACAAACCACAGCAGCUUAUUGUAGAAUACUAUCUACACUGGACCACCACGUUUGAGAUAUCUUUUUCAGGUAGUUCAGACACAAACCACGGCUGCUUAUUGUAGAAUACUACCUACACUAGACCACCACGUUUGAGAUAUCUUUUUCAGGUAGUUCAGACACAAACCAUGGCAGCUUAUUGUAGAGUACUAUCUACAUUGGACCACUACGUUUGAGAUAUCUUUUUCAGGUAGUUCAGACACAAACCACGGCAGCUUAUUGUAGAAUACUAUCUAUACAUUGGACCACCAUGUUUGAGAUAUCUUUUUUAGGUAGUUCAGACACAAACCACGGCAGCUUAUUGUAGAAUACUACCUACACUGGACCACCACGUUUGAGAUGUUUUUUAUUCCCCUUUUUUCAUAGACGAGUCCCUUACACAAAGUUCAACGUCUGUCGAACGUAGAAACAACGAACAGUCGAUAAUGGCCGCUCGAGAACGAUAUUUAGCAAGGAAAUUGAAGAAGGAACAAGAAGUUUAUGAAUAA
Messenger RNA from Paramuricea clavata, 3316 nucleotides. The record is from the annotation of a GenBank genome assembly. Lineage: Eukaryota; Metazoa; Cnidaria; Anthozoa; Malacalcyonacea; Plexauridae.